CAGCCACAUCAGCUGUUCAAUUUUGAUAUUGCAGAAUUGGGCUUGGGAACACCCAGUUCCAAAUGCGUCUGGUUGUUUUCUUUGAACACAAAUGUUAUUAUAGGAUGUGGUUGAGACUGUUAUAAAAUCACACUAUUGUAUGCUCGAUGGGACAUUGUAUCUUCUAGACGAAAGAUUAAACUUCUUUAAGCGAAGGAGCCAUAAAGUAUGGAAGCACCUCAGAGCGCCAAUCAAAAGGUGGCAAUCGUCGGCAUCGGAUGUCGCUAUGGCAACGGGGUCGACAGCGUCAAACAGUUCUGGGAGAUGCUGACAGAAGGCCUAGACUGUACAACACCAAUACCACGUGAUCGUUUUGACGCAAGCUACUUCCUGAGUCCUGGAGAUAAAGCAGCGGGGAAACUGUACACCCAAAAUGGUGGAUACAUCUCACAGGAUCCAUACAUGUUCGACAGACAGUUCUUUAAGAUGCCACCAGAUGAGGCAGCUCAUCUCGACCCUCAGGUCAGAUUGCUUCUUGAAGUCACGUGGGAGGCUUUGGAGAAUGCUGGGAUACCCGCGUCAGCAUUACGAGGAUCUCAGACCGGUGUAUACAUGGGCGUCACUGCACAGGAGUACAACUCAUUUACAAGUACACCGUACCACAACAUGAACCAGUACAGCAACUCAGGCACCAACUCAUGCAUGGUGUCCAACCGUAUCUCCUAUGAGUUCGAUCUUCGGGGACCAAGUUUCUCAGUGGACACUGCCUGUUCAUCGUCUCUUUAUUCAGUCUAUUUGGCAUGCGAGGCACUAAAACGAAAUUCAUGUUCUACUGCGUUAGCUGGUGGGGUCAACUUGAUACUGAUGCCUACUGCUACAAUUGGCUUUUGUCAAGCAGGAAUGCUGGCAGGGGAUGGGAAAUGCAAAAGUUUCGAUCAAUCAGCUGACGGUUAUUCUCGAAGCGAAGGGGCUGGUGUGGUUGUCCUGAAACUCUUGAGUGACGCCUUGAAGGACGGAGAUCGUAUUUACGCAGUCAUACGAGGAGGUACACUCAGUAACGAUGGACGUACUCCGGGAAUAGCAAACCCCAGUUACGAAGCACAAGUUCACCUGGUGAAGAGUGCUUGCCGCAACGCCAGAGUGCACCCCUCAGAGAUAGUGUAUGCAGAGGCCCACGGUACUGGAACAAAAGUUGGCGAUAAGACAGAAGCUGGUGCGUUGGGUGAGGUCAUGGGAAGCCAUCGCGGACCUCAAGACCCUCCACUCUACAUCGGUUCUGUUAAAUCCAAUCUGGGUCAUACGGAGGGUGCAGCAGGGGUGGCUGGAAUCAUCAAAGUAGCACUGAGUCUACAUCAAGGACGUAUCCCCCGUGUAGUCCACUUUGAAGCACCAAACGACAACUUGGACCUCAAAGCUCUUCAGAUUAACAUUCCUAAGACGUUGACCAACUGGCCUAAAGAAGACAGACGUAAUCUUGCCUGCUGCAGCUCCUUUGGCUUCGGUGGAGCAAAUGCCAACCUUGUUCUGGAGAGGUCAAAUGGUGUGUCAAAUGGCAUCAAGAGCUCGAUAGACAAGAAGGACACCCUGGCAUGUCUUCUCGUAUCUGCAGCCAAUCAAGAAGCUCUUUAUCAGAGAGUACAAGAGUGGAAGAAGUGUUUCAUUGAAGAUUCAGACAACGGAAACAAGCUUGUGUACAAUGCUUCACUGUAUACCGCAGCUGUUCGAUCUCAUCACCACGCCUACCGUAUCGGAUUCAUUGUUCGAUCGAGGGAGGAUGCUCUUGAACAGCUCCAGCAUAAACUGGACAACGUCCCUCAAGAUAAAGCUCGAUAUGUGGAAGGCAUAGCUUCAGCAACUUCAGACACUAAGCAGCAGAUAGUCUUCGUGUUCUCUGGUAUGGGAACACAGUGGUGGGGCAUGGCAAGGGAGCUCAUGCGGACGCAGCCUGUGUUCGCUUCGAAGAUUAAGAUUAUUGAUGAGAUUCUCCGGAAGUGCGGAACUAAGUGGUCGUUGGUUGCCAUGCUGACAAAGGAAACAAGCAAAGAAUUGAUAAACAAGACGGAAAUCAGCCAGCCAUGUCUUUGUGCAGUGGCCAUCGGACUUGUGGAUCUUUGGAGGCAGCGUGGUCUGGUACCCAACGCAGUGGUUGGACAUAGUGUUGGAGAGGUUGCAGCUGCCUAUGCAGCAGGAUUACUCAGCUUGGAGCAGGCAGUAAAGCUCAUCUACCGCAGAGGGAGGGAACUACAAAAGACCAGCGGAUCAGGCAAAAUGGUAGCUGUCUUGCACCGUGUUGAAGACACCCUACAGCUAGCUAAGAACAACAAGUAUGGAAAGCUGCUGGAUGUAGCAGCUGUUAAUAGCCCAACUCAGGUUGUAUUUUCUGGAGACAGCUCGUCUGUCGAGGGUUUUGUUAAUGAUCUUAAGUCUGAUAAUGUAAAAUGUGUUGUACUUAAAGUCAAUAAUGCAUUCCACAGUAGACAGCAAGAUGUCGUCAAGAAUCCGUUUAUUCACAAGGUCGGCAAGUUCUUGAAUACGGAGAAAGUGGUAGGUAAGACCAAAACUCUGCCCAUGAUGUCGACCGUAACUGGUCGGUAUCUAACGGAUGAGGAAGCCAACUCGCCAGCGUACUGGUUUCAGAAUGUACGUAGACAAGUCUCUUUCAUGGAAGCCACAAAGAAACUCGCAAAAGACGGCUACCGUGUAUUCGUCGAGGUCGGUCCCCAUCCAUCGCUGCUUCCUGCUCUUCGAGGGACAUUCACAGAGUUCCAGGAUGCAGAUGGCAAAUUUAUCUCUACCGGGUCAUUAGUGAGACCACGAGAUACCAGUAAGAUAGCGGCAGAUUCGGAGAACCUUCUAAUGUCUCAGAUGAAGCUUCAUGUGAGCGGUAUAAAGGUUGACUUUCGACAUUUGUUCCAACCAGCCUACCGCCGCGUUGUAUCGAUUCCACACUACCCCUGGCAACGAGAGAAAUGCUCAAGCAUGACGCAAGAGGCAAUCAAGAACUUUCUGUUUCCAAUAGAAGAAGGUAAACAUGUUCUACUUGGUGAGCAAAGCCAGACAUUCUACUUGAAGGAGUCCCCGGUGAAGAUAUGGCGGGCUAACCUGAAUGCGUCUAGAGUUCCUUGGGUGAAAGACCACGUACUGCAAGGUGCAGUAGUUGUCCCAGCUGCUGCGUACACAGAGACGGCCCUUGCAGCAGCUAGGUCGUUGUUCACUAAACGUUAUCCAAUGGUACUCUCUGGUUUGUCAUUUGAUCGUUUCAUGUUCGCACCCGAUUGCGAAGGUUGUUUGGAGACAACUGUAGAAGAGAAGACAUCAGAUGAGUACUUGUUCACACUCAGAAGUCACGAAGAAUCAACCAAGAAAUGGACACAGCAUUGCCAUCUCAACAUUACGCGGCCCGUAGAUUAUGGUAAUGCCCAACAAUCCUCUGCAGCUAAAGUCGAUGUUGAGAGAAUUUCCAAACGAUGUACCAAAGCUCGACCAACCGAAGAUUUCUAUGGUUUGGCUCGUGAGUGCGGCUUUCAGCUUGGACCGACAUUUAGAGGAAUGGUAGCUUUUACCUAUUCCGAAGAUUGCAAAGAGGCUUUAGUGACUGCUGAAGCCCCUCCCAGUGUGCAACGAGAAUUCCAUCGUUUCGUGUACCACCCAGCCUUUAUGGACAGCAUCUUACAGUCAUUCGCUGUUUUGAUGUUGUUAACAGGUCAGGAGAAACAAGGCAUGUCCGCCGAAUCGUCGCGAUCCAUAUACCGCGUUCCAAAAAGUAUAACUCGGUUCGUUCUCCAUUCAGAAACGCCACCACGUGUCAUCAUCCACAUGAGGGUGAAGCACACUAACCAACAGUUCUUUUGUGACAUAGAUGUGGCAGACAGCGAAACAAAGAAUGUAUUUUGCUCAGUGAAGGAGCUUGUGUUUGAAACCAUUCAGGCCGAAAAGAUACAGCAUCAGGUGUGGAGUACAUCCUGGAAAAACCUCGGCACUCUUGAUGUCUCAUCAACGCAAUCAACGGCUGCUUUCCAAAAGAGGAUCGUCAUGUUUUCUGACGGUACGGAUACAAGUUUAUCCUUGAUACGCCUGUUGAAAGACGAUGGCGUCGAUCUGGCAGUGAUCGAAGGUAACACGGAUAUAACAGAGAAGGUGCUUGAGGUCCUAUCUAAGUAUCAAGACACUGACACAAUUUUCAUUCUGAUGAGAACCUCUGAAGCUCUUGGCAUUGACUUGAACACAAAGUCUGUUAUGUCGCAGAACCAAUUCGAGAAGUUGCAAGAAGAUGGCCCGUUGGCAUGUUGUGCUGUUUUUAAUGGUGUCAGGCAGAUGGCUGGUAGAAUGCAACUACAGUUACUUCUUAUCACAAAGGGAGGGUACAAGACCAACGAAGGAGAUGACAUACAACCUUUUGCUGCAGUUAAUCAAGCUGUUCCGAUGAUCUUGGCACACGAAGAAAAUAAUCUCAGUGGGAGUUUGAUCGACUUACCGAUCACAAGAGAAAGUGAAGACUGUGCUAAGAUCGCAUGGGAAAUACUUCGAAGAGAAGAUGCUUUUCUACGUGACGAAAAUUGCCUCGCCGUCCGAAAUCUAACUUCUCGGGGAACGUCAUUUGACAUUUUAACCCCACGGAUACAGAUGGACAGUAUAUCGGAGAGUCCAGGAAUUGUCCCGGCAACAUGCUGGUCAUUGGAUGCCCAGGCAUCUUCUGGUAGCAUCUUCGUAGGAAACACUCCUUUGAAGGCUACUGAUGAAGUUGACGAGGAAUCAUUCCCCGUUAAAGUUGAAGCCUUUCUAUUUUACACAUCUAGUUCGGAUGUCACAAGUAAGCAUGCUUCAUUUUUGUGUACGUAUGCAGGCAAACCAGGCAAAGAGUCAGAUCUGGCCCAAAAUAGUAGUACAUUCAUUGGAGUGACCACUUGUCAGACGAUCUCGUCAGUAAUGGCAGCAAAGUUCUCGAACCUGACAGAAGUGCCUAGUUAUUUGACCAGCAGUGAAGCUGUCAGUAUUGUUAGAGAUUUCCUACCCUAUGCCGUCUUGUUUGAUCAGGCUAUACCAGUGUCUUCUGGCAUGCGAUUUGGCUUCAAGGUCGAUGUUAUUGACGGUAGCGUACUAGCAGCAGAACAGUUAGCACGUUCCUCCGGAGCUGAAACAGUUAUUCUGAAAGAAGGCGACGAAGGCCGUGACACCAAGAACUCAAGUACCACAGUAAGAGGCUCCAACAGUGUUGAUGAGUCAUCGAUCGAUAUUCUGUUUCUGUGCACCAGUUCAUCAACACUGGACAGAUCCCUGAAGUCGUUGUUACCGAAGCUCAAAAGAAACGCCACUGUUGUGAUAAUAGAAGGGACUCACCAGAGAAACCAUACACAUCUUCCAACUCUCCCUCCUAAAAUGAAAAUGAUGAUGUUUGAUCCCAAGGUUCAGGCCGUAGUUGAGAGUUUAACAACUGAAGAUAUGUCACUUGCUUUGUCUGAUCUCUGGAAGAUGUUUGACCCAAUAACUGAGGGUCAUUUGUCAUGUAAUCUUGAAAACUUCAAAGACUUUUCAUCCCUUGCUGCAUCAAACACACCCAUUCCUGAGGAAGAAAUCAUUGAAGUAAGCGAAAAUGAAGUUCUUCUUCCAUUAUCUCUUGAACAAGAUGGCUUCAUUGCUGACAAAGAAUAUGCGUACUUCAUUACUGGAGGUACAAGUGGGUUCGGUCUCAAGUUGCUGGAGUGGUUGGUGGCCAGAGGAGCUCGUUAUAUCCACAUUGGUUCUAGGCGACCAAUGAAUGAUGAGAUCCAGAAAGUUAUCCAACAAGCUGCUACAGUAGGUGCAAAUGUUCAGCACAUUCAAAUGGAUAUUUCCAACGCCACUGAUGUCGAGAGGGAGUUGAAGAAAAUGCAAAGAGGGUCUGAUAACUGGCCAACCUUGAAAUGUAUUUUUCACUGUGCUGCUGUGUUCAAUGAUGGUUUUCUCUACAAUCUGACAACUGAAUCGUGGAACAGUGUAAUGGCACCUAAGGCCUAUGGAGCUUUACUACUACACCAGGUGACUGAAAAGUUAGGGAUUAAGCUUGAUAGAUUUCUAAUGAUCUCCUCAAUUGUGUCUCUCAUCGGUAAUGCUGGUCAAGCGAGCUACUGCUCCGCCAACGUCUUCCUGAACGCAUUGUCACAUUAUCGACACACACGGGGUUUACCGGCAACUGCAAUACAAGCAGGAGUCAUCAGCAAUGUUGGCUUUGCAGUGCGUAAGGAUCUACUCCGUAUGUGGCAAACGAACGGUGUCGACAGCAUGACUCCGAAUGAUGUUCUAGGUGCCAUUGGUUGUGCGUUGAAAGCCAAUGUACCACAACUCGGUAUUUCCGGCUACUUCAACCGCAAUCUGUACGCCAAGAGACAUCGCGGUCUCAUGCUGAAGCACUUCACGGAAAAACAAGGAACAGUGUCUAUGAUGCGAAGCAUAUUUCAUGAUCGAGAUGUUUAUCUGGCAGCGGCUGAGAACACACUGCGACAAGUUAUUCUGAAGCUCCCGGUUCCUAAGGCUCGUGAAAAGGUCAUGGAAAAGUUGGCCGAGUUCUUAAGCGAACAACUUGGGCUAACAGAUCCUGUUCAAUAUGAUUCGUCACCUAUAUCUCUAGGUCUAGACUCACUUAAGGCUUCAGAGUUCAGCCAACAGGUCAACCAACAGUUUGAAGUCAAUCUUGGAGCUCUUGAUUUUCUGAACGAUAAGAAUACAAUCGAAGAACUCGGGAAGACUAUCACAAAAUCCAUAUUCGCAAAGGAAGCAGAUGCAAGAGACGAAAGUGUGGAAAGUGACAACAGAGACUCUUCUACUCCAAAGGUUGUAGUCGUUGAGGGCGAAGCACCUUCAUCCGUUGCAGUCAAGCUUGUCUGCUUUCCUUCAAAUGGUGCAGGACCAUCUCUGUAUGCUUCCUGGAUUGGACACUUGAUUCGAUAUGGCAUUCAAGUAUUAAUGAUUCAGCUACCAGGUUGGGAAGGUCGAGAUGACGAGCAACCUUUAAACAACUUAAGUGAGAUCACACGACUGAUACGUGACAACUUAGUGACUAAACUAAAUGGAUCGCCUUUUGUAUUUUUUGGUCAUAGUAUGGGUAGCUUGAUCGCCUUCGAAGUUGCACAUCUUCUUGUAGCCGAAGACAGAUUGAGUCCCAAACAUUUGUUCAUCAGUUCAUGGUACGCACCAACAGUGCCAUACCCUCACCCAGAAGAGCUUAACAUUUCACACAGAGCAUUUGAUAGAAUCAAGGAGUUGUUGCAGUCGAAUCCACAAAUGCUUCGGAAAGUAUUGAAGGAAGAGAAGGUGAAAUUUAGUUUUCUGGACAACACUACUCUCUCCAACCUACCUCUUAUGCGUCGGUUGGUACCCUGCAUAGAAGCUGCAUCUAGCAUGUGUAAGUCCUACCCAACCAAUCCGCGGAAACCAAUGAAGUGCGGACUUACAGUUUUUGGCGGGAAAGAGGACACGUUUGUAUCUCCAGGAUUGCUUGAUGGUUGGGAAAUGCAGAGGACCAGAGAGUUUCGAUUCAAGAAGGUUCUGCUUCAAGGUAACCACAUGUACAUUCUGACCAGAUCUGCAGAGGUAUUAAAGGAGCUUUGCAAUGUAUGUACAUCUAUAAUCAAAAGAUAAACGAAACACUAGUACGUCCAGUUCAUACUGUUGUGACAUCGACCAAGGUAUGUCUGGUUGUUUGUUAUUGGUUGAGUUGCAUGUUCUUUGCGGCAUAAGACAUAAACAACUGUAUUACUCUCAAAAAAGAAAUUGCAUUGCUCAAACAAGUUU
Molecule: messenger RNA, 7746 nt
Organism: Asterias rubens (European starfish)
Lineage: Eukaryota; Metazoa; Echinodermata; Asteroidea; Forcipulatida; Asteriidae
Product: phthiocerol/phenolphthiocerol synthesis polyketide synthase type I PpsD-like
Exons: 5
Coding region: 208-7593 (2461 amino acids)
Biological process (GO): fatty acid biosynthetic process
Molecular function (GO): 3-oxoacyl-[acyl-carrier-protein] synthase activity; fatty acid synthase activity
Source: RefSeq, a predicted model, not a curated record